AUGGUAGUUAAUCGAAACAAAAGAGUUUGUGUCUGUCAUUUAACUACAGAAUCCAAGGGUCAGAAAGAAGGAAAUCAACUUCAAGUACUGCGGCCCCAUUCAACUCCAGCUACUCUACUUUGGUUGGAAGAAAAUUACGAGAUCGCUGAAAGUGUGUGUAUUCCUCGCAGUACUCUGUAUUCCCACUAUGUAGACUUUUGUAGUAAAAACAACAUGCAACCGGUGAACGCUGCCAGCUUUGGAAAGAUUAUCCGUCAGCAGUUUUCUCAACUCACCACUAGGCGGCUAGGCACUAGGGGCCAAUCACGCUAUCAUUAUUACGGAAUCGCUAUACGGGAGACGUCUCCUUAUUUCCAGCUAUCCUAUUCGAAAAAAUCCGCCAGUUCUGGUCCCGAUAGCCGAAGAGAACCUUACAGACAGGUACAGCUGUAUCCUCCACGAUCGAGGGCUGGGACAGUUUUGCCUGAGUUUCCAGACAUAAAAGAAAUACCACUUUCUUCUGGUGAUGAAAUAUUAAAGAUUACAACGUUUCAAAUGAUGUAUCGAACUCACUGUCAGCGCGUCCUCGAUACGAUCGUAAGAGCAAGUUUUAGCGACAUCCAGAAUUUUCUGAUGCAUUUUUGGCAGGGAAUACCGCCCCAUCUAACGUCAGUUCUAGGAAGCAACACUCUGGUGAAUUUGGUUGGUAUUUGUGACUCCAUACUCUAUCGAACGAUUUGCAAAGUUCUGCUUCCGUCUGUUCUCCAGACUUUGUCGGACAGUGUAACAAAAAUUAUACAAAACUUUGUACAUGAAUACGACUACUGGCUUCGUUCGGCACUUUUUAACCUACCGGAAAAUCUUCGAACUAUGAAGCUAGAAGUUGCUAGAGGUUUUAUACAAGUUAUUCGACGGCAGAUGUCGUUAAAUCACUUAGCUCAAGCUUCUCGAAUGGUGGUGCAAAACAGUGAGAUCAUUGGACAGAUGCUGCAAGACUGGAGGCAGAUUGAUAUCACUGCCAUUUGUCGGGAAACUUUGUAUAGUAUAGAACAGAAUGAGAUAGGAACAACUUUUGAUGUGAUAUUAAAUUUGGCGAAGGAAUUUGAGUGUUUAAUAAAAGACGAGGCACCAAUAGAAGCUUACACAGAGUGGUUGAAUACAUUAGUGAACAGAUGUGUCGUCUUGCCAACAGCAAAAAAUAAGAUUCCAGUUCGUCAACUGUCUCGCCAGUUUUUACUGAUGUGGUCAGUAUUUGGAACACAUGUUAUAAGGGACAUGACUUUACACAGCGCUACCAGCUUCGGUUCUUUCCACCUCCUGAGACUGAUGUUUGACGACUAUGUAAUUUUCCUAAUUGAAAAUAUACAUAUGGAGGACCAAAUGAAGGUUUUCUUGAGAAGUAUAGCCACUAACUCACCGCCAGAUUUCACGAACUUCGGAUUUGGGGGGACGGAAUCUUUCGACUUUCAUGGUUUUCUGGAUCAUCAGCGCCAUCUUGUAGAUAAUCAGACUCACACAGGCCCCGAGAGUCUUUUAGAAGGCCCUUCAGUAUCAGAAGUUCCUGAAUUCACAUUGGUACGAAGGAACUCUGACGACAAUUCAGUGACCAUAACACCACCAUUACAAAACGCUGAUCAGAUGGCGAACGGAUACUCUUGGAAUCCUGGAAACUGUUACGAAAGUAAUUCGAGUCAAACAGAAAGCUAUGACUACCGGCGAAGCUGGACACAUACUACAGUGGUAGCAAGAGGCGAUGUCAGACUUUAUCAACAGUCACCUUCAAAUCAGUUUGUAUUAGAUGACCAAGUUCGUCGACUUCAAGAUCCAAUGAACCAGCAAUAUGCUAGAAAUACGUGUCAGAUGAACUUACAAGAACCUGGAUGUGGCUAUUUUGGACAAUACGCUUCGGGAAGACAACUGAAUGAUCGUGUGUGCUAUCCAAACCAUCACUACCCCACUAUAGUUUACUCUACUAACAGCGCCACCUACCAGAACGACAUCACUGAAUGUACUCGUAAUCUACCAGACGAAGACACCUCAGGCCUAAGGGAGGAACAACACGCAGUAGAUGUAGUGUGUGUGGACAUCCAGUACGACGACGUUCACUUAAAAAAUGUGAACAAUUCGGUUAAACUUUAA
Limulus polyphemus (Atlantic horseshoe crab) is the source of this 2118-nucleotide messenger RNA. RefSeq names its product transcription factor RFX4-like. The coding region runs from base 1 to 2118 and encodes 705 amino acids. Gene Ontology annotation, biological process: regulation of transcription by RNA polymerase II. The transcript is spliced from 19 exons. NCBI's taxonomy places the organism in Eukaryota, Metazoa, Arthropoda, Merostomata, Xiphosura, Limulidae. Gene Ontology annotation, molecular function: RNA polymerase II cis-regulatory region sequence-specific DNA binding; DNA-binding transcription factor activity, RNA polymerase II-specific. The record is from RefSeq and is a predicted model, not a curated record.